AGGCGGCCGGGCAGUGGGGCUUAGGCUCGGCGGGCCGGCGGGGCGCUGGCGGCGCCGCCAUGAACGCGGCGGUGGUGAAGCGGACGCAGGAGGCGCUGGGGAAGGUGAUCCGGAGGCCGCCGCUGACGGAGAAGCUGCUGUGCAAGCCCCCGUUCCGCUACCUGCACGACAUCAUCACGGAGGUGAUUAGGAUGACUGGUUUCAUGAAAGGCCUCUACACGGACACUGAGAUGAAGUCUGAUAAUGUUAAGGAUAAAGAUGCAAAAAUUAGCUUCCUUCAGAAGGCCAUAGACGUGGUGGUCAUGGUUUCAGGAGAGCCACUGUCGGCAAAACCAGCCCGGAUCGUGGCCGGGCACGAGCCUGAGAGAACAAACGAGCUGCUGCAGAGAAUUGGGAAGUGCUGUCUCAACAAGCUCUCCAGUGAUGAUGCGGUGAAGCGCGUGUUGGCUGGAGAGAAGGGGGAUACGAAGGGAAGAACCUCACUCAUGUCGAAAUCUCAAGAAUGGGACAAUAGGAAUGCGAGAGAGGAGCCCAGAGUGCAUCAAGAUAAAGAGGAUAGAAGAAACUCUGAAAUAAAUGAGAGAAGUACAAGCAGAGAUCAAAAACAGAAAGAAGAACUGAAAGAAGAAAACAAGCCAAGAGGAAAGGAAAGGGACAAGGAGAAGACCAAGGAGAAUGACCGCGACAGGGACAGGGACAGAGACAGGGACAGAGACAGAGACAGGGACAGAGACAGGGACAGAGACAGGGACAGAGGCAACAAAGACCGGGACAGAGAUGUGGAGCGUGAGAGAGAGAGGAAGAACGAGGGAGGAAAGGAGAAGGAGAGAUGGAAAGACCGGGAGAGAGAGCGCGAGCGAGACAAGGGCAGGGGCAGGGACAGGCGGAGGGUGAGAAAUGAGGAGCCUGCCAGGGACCCCGACAGGGAAGAGAGCAGAGAGCAUGAUAAACCGGAGAAAAAGUCAUCAAGCUCAAGGGAGGUGUCUAAAAAGUUGACAGAUGGAUCUUUUAAAGACUCCAAAGCUGAAACAGAGACUGACAUUUCUGCUAGAGUAUCCAGGACAGUGACCACAAAGACAUCAAAACGGCGAUCCAAAAAUUCAGUGGAAGGAAGAAAGGAGGAUAAUAUUUCAGCUAAAAUUUUAGACCCCAUAGUGUCUAUAUUAAAUAAUGAACCAGAUCAGGAAACUACAACUUCAGAAAUAGGAACAAAAGAAGCUAAUACUAACUCAGCUAGUGUUUCAGAUGACAGUUCGGCUAGUCUGUGGCGUGACAACACUGAGCCGGAGCCCGCAGUGAAGCAGAAAGGUGACUCUCCUAGUGAUGCAGAAGGAGAAGUUGGACCUUCUGGCCAAGAUAAGUCUGAGGUGUCUGAGAAUUCCGAGAUCCCUACCGAGCUCUCGUCCAGUGUCAGAAGAAUACCUCGGCCUGGGAGUGCGAGACCAGCGCCUCCCCGGGUGAAGCGACAGGAGAGUGUAGAGGUGCUAGCCACAGACAGGACAGGGAGUGGUAAAACUGUCUCAAACGUGAUUAUAGACUCGCAGAAUUCUGACAAUGAAGACGACGAUCAGUUUGUGGUGGAGGCUGCCCCCCAGCUCUCUGAGAUGUCAGAGCUUGAAAUGGUACAAGCAGUGGAAGUUGAAGAGGAUGAGAAGCAUGGAGGACUUGUCAAAAAAAUUCUGGAGACCAAGAAAGAUUAUGAGAAGUUGCAGCAGCCACCCAAACCUGGAGAGAAGGAGAAACUGCUUGUCUUUGAGUCUGCAUGGAAGAAGGAGAAGGACAUCGUUUCCAAGGAGAUAGAGAAGCUUCGCGCAUCCAUCCAGACGCUGUGCAAGAGUGCACUUCCCCUGGGGAAGAUCAUGGACUACAUCCAGGAGGACGUGGACGCCAUGCAGAAUGAGCUGCAGCUGUGGCACAGUGAGAACAAGCAGCACGCGGAGGCCCUGCAGAAGGAGCAGAGCAUCACAGACUGUGCCGUGGAGCCCUUAAAGGUGGAGCUGGGGGAGCUGGAGCAGCUGAUUCAAGACCAGCAGGACAAGAUCUGUGCUGUGAAAGCCAACAUACUAAAGAACGAAGAGAAAAUUCAGAAAAUGGUGUACAGUAUCAAUGUGAGUUCCAGAAGGUGAAGGCUCAGAAGUUUGGGAGACUCAAGUCAUCCUCAGUUUGAAAACAGACAGGAAGAGAGAACAUCAUUGCUCUUGAAGUUUCAGUUUGAAGAAAACGAACAGUUUACAACAUUAUCCAACUAAUGUUCAGAGCUUUAAAACUUGAGGCAUAUUCAGUGUGUUAAGACCAUGUUUUCUUACCUUCUUCCAGCUAAAAUGCUUGCUAGUUAUAAAUAGCUCUUGAAAACACCUGUGUGAGAACUUUCUUUGGAAGCCUGUUCUUUGUGUUUCUGCAGUAGCCUGCUUUGUUUAGUUCUGUACGGCAUUCUCCAGCAGGUGAGUGCUGUCGGCUCUCCGGGAUCACAGGAGUCCUUGAUUUCAGUCUUGAAGUC
This is a messenger RNA of Ceratotherium simum simum (southern white rhinoceros), 2497 nucleotides long. Lineage: Eukaryota; Metazoa; Chordata; Mammalia; Perissodactyla; Rhinocerotidae. The record is from RefSeq and is a predicted model, not a curated record.